This is a messenger RNA of Necator americanus (New World hookworm), 528 nucleotides long. RefSeq lists its product as uncharacterized. Gene Ontology annotation, cellular component: cytosol. Gene Ontology annotation, molecular function: uracil binding; dihydropyrimidine dehydrogenase (NADP+) activity; NADP binding. Lineage: Eukaryota; Metazoa; Nematoda; Chromadorea; Rhabditida; Ancylostomatidae. The record is from RefSeq and is a predicted model, not a curated record. Gene Ontology annotation, biological process: thymine catabolic process; uracil catabolic process. The transcript has 4 exons. The coding region runs from base 1 to 528 and encodes 175 amino acids.
AUGUUUCUUUUGUUGCAUGGUCUACCACACUUCGGAAAGUACCGUAAAAGCCGUUCUGAACUCGAAAAGAGCGCUCUCAAAAGGAAUGACCACGUAUCGGUUAAAUGUCUGUUUGCUACACGACCGGAUACAGCCACUGGAGAUAUCCCUACAGUACAGGAUGUUGUUGGCGCUGGACUUUUUCGAAUUGGACCUUAUGUUAGUCUUGAUAAUAAGCAGCAAAAAGUUGCCAUCAUCGACGAUGACAUGUGCAUCAACUGUGGGAAAUGUUACAUGACGUGCAAUGAUUCGGGAUAUCAAGCUAUUUCUUUCAAUAAAGUAUCCCAUCAACCAAAAGUUAUCGAUGAUGAUUGUACUGGAUGUGCACUAUGCUACAGUGUGUGCCCGAUCCCAGAGUGCAUACAAAUGGUCCCUCGUCCAGGGCCAUGGAAGGCUCCAAAACGUGGCAUCCCACCCAAAUUCGAGCCGGGAACAUCGAAAGCUAUGAAAGUUGGUGCACAUGGAGAUCCAGUCGUACAUGGAAACUGA